CGUGGAGUUCAUGCGCCACACACGCUACGCUACGUAGCGUAGCGAGUUCUAGGCCUGCGCUGUGCCAGCAGCAGACCGCAGCUUCACGCCGGCGACGUGUGCUAGAACACUUGCACGCCUUCGACGCUGCAGACGCUGCCUCCGGCAUACUGCUCUCUGCAGCUCAUCACAGCGCAGCGUUGCUCAAAACGCGCUAGACUUGGAAGCAGCGAUCAAUAACUUGCGGCGACGACGCGACCGCACCGAUGUCAGGACGGGCGCAGAUCCUUUCCCUCUACCGGCGGAUCCUGUUCGCGGCGGCGCGCUUCCCGAGCAAGAACCGCGCGAACGUCUACGCCGAGAUCCGCGACGAGUUCCGGCGCAACGCGACGCUCGCCGAACCGGAAGCCGGCGAGGCCGUCGCGCUCGCGCGCCAGUCGCUCCGCCAGCUCGAGGCCUACACGACCAUGACGCGGUCCAGCGGCAACUGGGAGAUCACCAUGGAGAAGAACCCCAUGCCCAAGCCCCCGAGCGCCGACGCAUCAUCGAGUGGCGGCGCGGCGGGCGCGUCAUGA
This is a messenger RNA of Pelagomonas calceolata, 554 nucleotides long. Lineage: Eukaryota; Pelagophyceae; Pelagomonadales; Pelagomonadaceae. The record is from the annotation of a GenBank genome assembly.